Molecule: messenger RNA, 3075 nt
Organism: Frieseomelitta varia
Lineage: Eukaryota; Metazoa; Arthropoda; Insecta; Hymenoptera; Apidae
Product: autophagy-related protein 16-1-like
Exons: 6
Coding region: 378-977 (199 amino acids)
Biological process (GO): autophagosome assembly
Cellular component (GO): autophagosome membrane
Molecular function (GO): protein binding
Source: RefSeq, a predicted model, not a curated record
AACCGAGCAAAUAAGAUACCGUAAUAAUGCUUGGCUAUGUAACGAGGUUAGAAGCGGUUCAAUUGAUAUUCGCGCGAGUCGCUCUAAUGCGAUCCAAUUAUUUUAGUGGCCGGGGAAAUAGAUUGUAUCGACCAAUAUGUAACCGUGAUACCUCCGGCUGACUGAAUCGAACGGACGACUGGUGAUUCCGAAUGGAAAUUUUACUGCUGCAUCUCCUCGUAGCGACUUUGGAGCAGGCCAAUUAAAAAGAGUUGCCCGCCCACAGUGUCCGAGACUGUUUUCUGUCUGCGCUAUAACUGCAAGGGAAAUCGUUUGGAAAUAAACAACAGGGAAUCAUCAAUUACGUGCACACGCUAACGGGCCACUGCGGCAAGGUGAUGGCGGCGAAGUUUCUUGGCGAGCCUUCAAAAGUAGUUACCGGCAGUUACGAUCGCACCCUAAAAAUUUGGGACCUGCGUAGCAAAGCGUGUAUAGAAACAAAGUUCGCGGGCUCGAGUUGCAACGAUCUCGUGACAUCCGACGGUGCUGGCUCCACGAUAAUUAGUGGUCAUUUUGAUCAAAGAAUUCGAUUUUGGGAUACCAGAGCCGAGUCCAGCUCGAACGAUAUUUUACUGGAAGGGAAAGUAACGUCGCUAGAUUUAUCUCGUGAUGCAAAUUACCUUCUCAGCUGCGUCAGAGACGACACGCUGAAACUCAUUGAUCUACGGAUGAAGAAGAUCAUUGGAUCAUUUACCGCCGAUGGGUUUAAAGUCGGCUUCGAUUGGACGCGAGCAACAUUCAGUCCAGACGGUCAGUACAUAGCUGUCGGAUCUUCGGAUGGAUCCGUUUUCAUUUGGUCUGUCAUCACGAACACGAUUGAAACGGUGCUGAAAAACCAUUCGGCUGUGGUGACAGCGGUUUCUUGGCAUCCGCACGGCACCUAUCUCGCAUCGGUGGACAGAGCAAAAACGGUGACAGUCUGGGGCGACCAUGUUUAACAGGGCAAACAGUGCUGGGACAGACGAUUGUUUCACGUACGAAGGUCAGCAUCACGUUCUUUCGCGUCGAGGCGGACGUUCCCUGGAUUGAAAAAUGCAGAUGCAUACAAUAGUUGCGGAGUUGUCGCACAAAGGACACGCUCGGUAUGCCGGAGAAUCAGCGGGGUCGGUUUCGGCGCGCGGCGUUGUAAAGUGUAGCCAUUUGCCAGAUUGUACAAAGCGAAGUUACCGUAGGCGAUGAAGCAAAUUUCAGCCAACCGGUAGAGAUUAUUGUACAUAAAACUGCCCCGAUUGUUGCCCUCCCCAAAGAUUGUAAAGAUUCCCUCAUUUUCCAGGGUAAUACCGGCCUGCGCCACCACCCUUCACCCCCCUCUUUUCCAACGGAUUGUAGUUGUCCUUCUUCGAGAUUCGCUGGACACGCUCCUUUCCACUUCUGAGCGAUUAUUUUCCCCUCCCCUCCGCGUGUUUCGGUCGUCUGUGUCGGCAGAUAUCGAUCACGCUCACGUUGGAUCACUUUUAUGCGAGAAACUGUGAGACGUUGCUUCGGCGUUUUUCGUUCGCCAUCGUUGAAUUAGAAUUUCAACGCGCGUUAUUUAAGCCUUUUAGCGUUCAGCAAUCGUGAAAAACACGACGAGAAUAUAUCGCGGCGCGUGGAAAAACAGUAGGUCGUUUCGCUCGUUGGAUGCUCCGCGUUCUAAUUAAUCUCGAAUUACAGUGGCUCGUUAUUUCUUCACGGUUUUGCAAUUAUCGUCUAUAACUAAAUUUAGUUCGCUUCUCCCCUCGGCAAACUAAAGGGGGUUAAUUAAUGCAACUUUCGCGCGACGAAUUUCUUUCAGUUAUAAUAACGCUUGUCAAACAAAUAGAAAAGUUUCGUUGAAGAUCAAACUUUCGAAUCCUUUCAACGAGAUUGUCACGGUUCCGUACAUUUACGAUUAAAUUAUUGACGCGUUGAAAAAUCAUCUCGACGGAAUGCAGUACGUCUCAAAAAUUGUAAAUGGUAAAUUUACGUUUCCAGUAGCUUUCGCAUCACUUUUUCGAUUCGCGUCGCAUGGUCGAUGAUUUUUCUUUUUUUUUUUUUUAAUCAACGAUCGCGCGUAAUAUUUUCUGAUAUUCUCUCAGUCUGUCUAUUUCUCUCUCUCUCUCUCUCUCUCUCUCUCUCCGUCAAGAGGGAGAAAAUUAAAAAAUCUCUGUGAAGUCAUAGAACAAGUUUGUUAAUUGCCGAAGCAACCGUGAAAUAGAGUCUACUCGGAGUUCUCCAACGUCAGCGAGUUUCGAACGUUUUUAUCGUAAGUCUGAUGUAGGGCGGAAGUGGAUGUACUCGUUAAACGAACAAGCACAAUAAAGUUGUAAUACCGAGUAAAUUGCAUUACACAAAUUUCGUUCGAUCGAUGGAAAUGUGUAUCGAAUAAUAUUACGCUUUCAUGUCGCUAUCGAUUUUAUUUCAUCGAAUGCGAGGAUUUGAUUCGUAUGAGUCAUUUCAUGGUUCUUUUUACAAGAAACGUGAUCGAAACGUUCGUUGAUGGUCUAUUCUCCGUAAUUUGUUUAAUGCUUUUAGCUCAAUCUUAAGCUCCAGCUCAAAAUAAAGCAUUAAACUUCAAAAACAACUGCUGGAGGCAAACAGACUGAUGAAAAAAGAUGACUUUUGCGUAUCGUAAUUUGAAAGUUACACAUAGAAAUUUACACAUAGAAAGUUACACGUAGAAAUUCUGAAGUUUAAACUUUAUGCAUGUGCGGUAUUUUUUUCUUUUUUUUUUUGAGAAAUAUUUUCUUUCAUAUUUAUUUGUGGACUACAAUAUAUUUUAAUUUCUCUGUGUAUGUCUGUUAGAACUUUCUAUCUUUACUUAUUGCAUUUGAACACUAUCUACUUAAAGGUUUUAUCUCCUUUUUAUUUUAUCACGCUAUACUUUUUAAGCGGAAAUAUAGACUUGAAGCAGAAAUGGAUUGUUGCAACAGUUACAGAGGACCGAAAUAUUGAUAAGGAUAUUUACAUCACAUUUUCUUUUUUUCGUUCUAUUUACAUUACAUUUUCUUUUUUUCGUUCUAAGGACGACAAGGAUAUUUACAUCACAUUUUCUUAUUUUGAUAAGGAUAUUUACAU